AGAAGAGGAGAAAAUACAUAAAAUUUAUAGAUAUAUAAGUUAUCUGUGAAAAGUUAUCAAUAUAGGAAGUAUCUUAUUUGGAAUGCUACCGCGGCUGUGUAUAUUGUUGCUACCGUUACUGCUGUUCAAAUUUGUGGAAGCCGAGUCGCCACAAUGCUUUCAUUUCACCUGGAUAGGACCCUAUGCGAACAAGACGAACAUUGCCAAGGAAACCUGCGAGGCAAGAGUUGGUGAUUUCAAUGAGAUACCCUGUGAAAUGCCAUUGGUGGCUACCCUCAAUGAUACGGUGCCAGAUGCAAAGGCGUUGUGGCAGAACGAGACUUUGAACCGUGAUAAAUAUCUGUGCCAGAUGUCGCCCGGUUUAUCGUGUGUCAAGUACUCGUACAUAUUCAAGGGCGGCAUUCAAAACAUAACUUAUAUGUGCGCCAAGGUGAACAGCACAAAUGGCUGCUACCGGCAAAAGCAUUCGACGGGCAUGCAGGUUGAGGCCUGUGUUUGCACCUCCAAGCUGGGUCUGAUACCCUGUAAUAAUAGCCCAACAACGAAUGCUCAACAAUCUCUGGGCUUGGCCAUAGCACUGCUCAGCGUGUUAAUAAUUGUUAAAUAAACAAAAAAAUAUAUAAAUAAUGUACUCGA
Drosophila grimshawi is the source of this 636-nucleotide messenger RNA. RefSeq lists its product as uncharacterized. NCBI's taxonomy places the organism in Eukaryota, Metazoa, Arthropoda, Insecta, Diptera, Drosophilidae. Bases 83 to 607 code for a protein of 174 amino acids. The record is from RefSeq and is a predicted model, not a curated record. The transcript is spliced from 4 exons.